Molecule: messenger RNA, 948 nt
Organism: Rhizoctonia solani
Lineage: Eukaryota; Fungi; Basidiomycota; Agaricomycetes; Cantharellales; Ceratobasidiaceae
Product: translation initiation factor eIF-2B beta subunit
Exons: 8
Coding region: 1-948 (315 amino acids)
Biological process (GO): translational initiation
Cellular component (GO): eukaryotic translation initiation factor 2B complex
Molecular function (GO): guanyl-nucleotide exchange factor activity; translation initiation factor activity
Source: RefSeq, a predicted model, not a curated record
AUGGCCGAGCUCAUCAGGGACAAGGGCACACUCCGCAAUGUCGAGUCUCUCGUGGCAAGACUUCGACGUAGACAGAUCACUGGCGCUCAUGAUACGGCAGUAGAGACUGUCUUGCUCCUCCGCCAAGUCGUCUCGACUGCACGCUUCUCCUCCAUCGACCAGCUCUUGGACAUGAUCAGGAGCGUUGGCACCAGACUCGUCGCUGCUCAGCCCAAGGACGGCUCUGCACUCUCCCUAGCCAACUUUGUUCUUCUGGGUCGACCAAAGGUGACCACACGUCCAACCCGCGAAGUCGAGGCGAGUAUAGGCGAAGUCGAUCGACGGAGCAUGGCCACCAAGCCUGCACUCAUUGAUGCGGUCAAGGAAAUCGUCGACGAGAUGGAGAGUGUAUUUGAGGGUAUUGCAAAGAACGCCAAGAACCAUAUUCAUGCAGAUGAAAUCGUACUCACAAUCGGAUACUCGAGAACAGUCGAGGAGUUCCUCAAAGCCGCAGCCCAUGACAAGAAAUUCACAGUAAUCGUAGCCGAGACAGCACCUUCAUACACGGGCCAACAACUCGCCGACUCACUCUCUCGGCACGGCAUAUCCACAUUCCUAGUCCCCGACAGCGCUAUCUUUGCCAUGAUGUCCCGCGUGACCAAACUCAUCCUUGGUGCUCACGCGAUUCUCGCAGACGGCGGGCUGGUCAGCCAGUCGGGCGCUUUGGCUGCAGCCGUCGCUGCCCGCGCACACGCAACGAGUGCUGGUGCGGCCGACUAUGGUGAUCCAGGCUUGGUCAUGGGCUACGACGAAGGAGAGUUGGUUGGUAGUGUCGAGGUUAUUAAUCCCAAGUACGACUAUGUGAAACCGGAAUUUUUAGAUGUGAUUGUGACGAAUUAUGGCGACCACCCGCCCUCUUACGUUUACAAACUGGUAAAAGAAAUGUACGAAGACGAAAAUCUUGAAUAA